Sphaerulina musiva SO2202 is the source of this 1908-nucleotide messenger RNA. RefSeq lists its product as uncharacterized. Bases 1 to 1908 code for a protein of 635 amino acids. The transcript has 3 exons. The record is from RefSeq and is a predicted model, not a curated record. Lineage: Eukaryota; Fungi; Ascomycota; Dothideomycetes; Mycosphaerellales; Mycosphaerellaceae.
AUGGGACACUUCGCAUUCCUCACGGGAGUUGUUGCAUUGGCUUGCGGACACUUGGCUCGAAGCGCUAUCGUUUCGAAUGGAAGCCUCUCAGCGAUAGCAGAAGCCAUUGAGGAGCGCACGUUCUUGGAGCCAAUCGCUGCGUCAUUCUUCGCGGACCACAGCAGCACUCAAGUCAGGAUUAGUAAACGAAGUCUGACAAUACGAGACUCAGCAACCAACCUCACCGGGAACGUGGCUCUGCAGAGUGCAGGCAGUAUGUACUAUGCUGCUAGGGACUUCCGACGAGGCUUCGGCCAGCAAUAUGCCAGGUUUGAUGUGAAAGGAGACGGCAAGAAGAAAGUCCUGCAAACGGAAGAAUUUAGAGACGUGAUUGGAGAAGUUGUAUGCCACGAUGGCAAGAUUGGCCUCAGCUUUACGCAGGACAUUGACUUCCAACAAAUCAAGCACGAAUGGCAGUGGACUAACGAGGAUGACGGUCAUGCUGUUAUUCUUGUUACAGAAACCUAUGACUGUGAUCGUAACAGAACGGACGGUACGACACGGCAACCCUGGCUCGUGAGUGAAAUCGCUUUUGACGAUGGACAAUAUCAUGUCGAGCUCUUGGCAGAAGCAGUGAGCUUCCAGGAAGCAUUCGGCCUGGCCUGGCAUGUAAGCAUCGCACGCGACACAGUGUCCAUACCACACAUCACUCGCGAUACACAUCCCGGUCAGAUCUCACUCAAUUCGAACUUUUCUGGCAUGAACAUGAACCUGCCACCAUCUUUAGCCUUGAACCCGAUCUCAGCAAACGCCAAGCCAAUUGGCAUGGUCUCGUGCGAUCCUUGCUAUACGGCAGGUGAGUUUGAUUUCCGGAUCGACAUUGAUGGACUCAGCGGGGGAAAACUCCGUGUCACGACUCGUGACAUUGAAGCAAGUAUUACACUACGACUGGAUAUAUAUCAAGCUCUUGCGGCAAAGACGUCGAAUGACCACGAAAUAUGGGGUUUCGUGCCACCUGGCGCAGGUAUCUACAUCAAGAACAUCCUCGACAUUGGGCCAACUUUCAAGUUCCUUGUGUCCACGAGCUUCACUACACCAGUCGAUGGAGAGCUUGCGUUGGCUCUUGGUUACAAGUUCACAAUGGCAGGACUGAUGGACUUUGUCUGGGACACGGACAACCCGACAGGGAAGCUGACUGGAUUCAAUCCCGAAUUCGAGACGCUGGCCCCUGGAAUAUCAAAGGAUGUCGAGCUUGUGGCUCGCAUUGGACCCAAACUCGAGCUGAGCCUUGACUGGCUUGUUUUGGAUCAGGGUGGCAAAGUGGGCCUCACCUUUGCCGCCGGGACAUUGUCAAUGAACGCGUCCACCGACAACAGAACAGUCCCCUGUGAUGGCAAAGGGACUAAUGCCAUCCCCUUGACGCAAGCACAGGAUUCCGACAAUGACACGCUGCGAGGCGUCAACUUGGAUCUGAACCUCGAUCAAGAGAUUCUCGCCUUUCAAUCCUUACACCUCCCCGGCAAGAAAGCCUCACACACCCAAACACUUGCUUCCACCAGCUACGAUGUUUUCUCGGCCUGCAUUCCCAUCACCGGUGCCGCCCUCCUGACGCCCCGUAUUGCUACCGCGAGCGUCCACAGCUACACACCUCACAUCGGCGACUUGACGGACUGGAUCCAACCCGCGAAAUUGGUUGCUCAAGAGGUCGCACAGGCCUUCACUGCGCUCGGAGGUGCCGCCGUGGAAUCUCUCACAGCAGUCGUCCUGCCUCAAGUCACUGCUGCUGUGGCAACUCUGACUUCAGAGGUGGUGGCGUCGGUUGUGACUGUGGCAGCAGCUGCUGCUGAGCCUGCUCGAGAAAUGACUUCGGAAGUGGGAAAUGUGGCGCAUGAAAUUUCACAUGGAUUUUGUGGGAUUUGGGGAUGUUAG